Molecule: messenger RNA, 456 nt
Organism: Blumeria graminis f. sp. triticale
Lineage: Eukaryota; Fungi; Ascomycota; Leotiomycetes; Helotiales; Erysiphaceae
Source: the annotation of a GenBank genome assembly
AUGUAUGCCCAGAGGUUAAGUGAAGCAGGAUGGAAGGUCAAUGCAUGCGACAGGGAUGAUCUUUAUGAAUCUCUGCGGGAGGAAUAUGCAGAUAAUGAGAGAAUAAAUAUUGUUCCUAAUGGUCACUUUGUAUCCCGUGCAAGUGAUUAUAUUCUCUACAGCGUUGAAGCCGCUUCAAUAGAGAAAGUCGUUUCUACCUACGGACCUUCUACAAAACUUGGUGCCAUUGUUGGCGGCCAAACUUCGUGCAAAGCUCCUGAAAUUGCUGCCUUUGAAAAAUACCUCCCCGAGGAUGUGGAGAUUGUCAGUUGUCAUUCUCUACAUGGCCCAAAAGUUGACCCAGAGGGUCAACCACUCACCGAUCGUCCCAGGAAAGCCUUGCAAAAAUUGAGAAGUUACUAUCAUGCUUCCGAUCAAUUCCUGUUCAUCUUUCGGCUUCGGAGCAUGAUCAUAUAA